GCAUCCAUGCGGUCCAUUUCGUCCGGCGAAGCCGUUAGGACCAAAUCGUUUGGUUCUUAUUGUAUAAUAUAGUCUAUAAUAUUAUUAUUAUUUUGUCGACGGUUAAUAGUAUUAAGUGUUUAAAUAAUUAAUUUAUAAUCUAGUUUACCAAUAGAAUAUUUUGCUUACUCUGGAAAACAUAGUAUAGAUGCAUGCAAGUGGACAUGGAAUUGAAACUGCGAUAACGUCAUAAUUCCUUAGCACAUCUCAAAUAAAGGUCGAAGAACACUUUGGAACAAUAAUUAUGGAAGACUGGAUAAAAGUGACGUUGUUCCUGUGCACGUUUGCGUUCUUCCGAGAUUUUCGUCCAGUCGAUCCGUUUUACACGGCAUAUUUAACUAGUCCAGCUGUUAAUUUCACUACUACUCAAAUUACCGAAGAAAUUUACCCAUGGAAUGCGUACGCAUGUACAAGUGUGACAAUUUUUGUAUUUCUUGUUACGGAUUUUGUUCGAUAUAAGCCCAUUGUGAUAUUGGACGCUUUAAGUUCGAUGGUCAUGUACUGUUUAGUCAUGAAACCGGUUACUUUAUUCAAAGCACAGCUUGCGUUGGCUCUCACAGGUCUGUCGUCGGCUACCGAAUUGGCGUACGUUUCUUACAUAUAUGCGAAAGUCAAAAACCGAGCACUUUAUCAGAAAAUGACCGGUUUCCUUAGGGCGGCCUACCUGUUGGGCAGAUGUGUGUCUGCCACCGUAUCACAAAUCGCAGUAUCGUAUUUCGAUAUCGAUUACAAUACACUUGUGUAUCUUUCGUUAGCAGGUUCGACAAUGGCGUUUAUUUUUUCAUUCUUCUUGCCUACCGUGAAAGGUAGCAUUUAUUUUUACCCCGAACAAACGACAGAAAUCAACAAAGAAAUGGAUUAUAAAUCAAUAGAUACAACGUCAAAUAAAUCAAAGAAAUACUUCAAGCCUGCACCGAAGUCUCGGCCAGUCGUAGUCGUCUUGAAUCAAUUAUACUUGGAGUUAAAAGACACCUAUUCUAAUCCGUAUUUACUUAAAUACCUUAUAUGGUCGAGCGUGUCGACAGGCGUUUUUAUGCAGGUGUUGACGUACAAUGACGUUGUGUUCUCAAAUUUAAACAAACUCGAUCCGGUUAACAACAAACUGUACAACGGUGGAGUCGAUGCCAUAGCCUUUAUCGUUGGGGCGUUCGCUUCGUACGGCUUGAGUUACUUGAACUUGCAGUGGAAACGGAUAUCUAAUUUGUGUCUCUUCUUUGGAGCGUUGUUGAACUGUAUUGUGCUCACCGUAUACUCGAUGACGUCUACGUUGAACCUAGUGUAUUUUAUGUACUUUAUCUACAUGUUAAUCUUCAACGUAAUGUACAUAAUAGCCAGAUCUGAAACUGCCAAAUACUUACAACACGAGAGUUUCGCCUUUAUUAUUGGACUUAACUAUUUUGCGGCUUUAUGCGUUUCCAGCUUUUUGACAAUGGUAAUUGUUCAAGGAACAAUUUUUGAGAUUUCCAUUAGCUCGCAGUAUUACAUUUACGCAUUGAUCAAUGGAGGACUUGCUGUUUGGUUCCUAAUAAGUUUAUUUGUUCAAAAUAAUGAUUAUUGAAUAUAGCAACAAACAACUCCAAAUAAUAAAUAGAUAUGGACAAUAAAAAAAAACAGUUUUGUAGUUACUCUUGUACAAGUUGAUUUAGUCCGAAUUUUGUAUUUUUUUAAAUAAUACACGGAUAAUACCGAAAAAUAAAUAUC
Adelges cooleyi (spruce gall adelgid) is the source of this 1740-nucleotide messenger RNA. RefSeq names its product thiamine transporter 2-like. The transcript is spliced from 10 exons. The record is from RefSeq and is a predicted model, not a curated record. Gene Ontology annotation, molecular function: vitamin transmembrane transporter activity. Gene Ontology annotation, cellular component: plasma membrane. The coding region runs from base 284 to 1597 and encodes 437 amino acids. NCBI's taxonomy places the organism in Eukaryota, Metazoa, Arthropoda, Insecta, Hemiptera, Adelgidae. Gene Ontology annotation, biological process: vitamin transport; transmembrane transport.